Molecule: messenger RNA, 919 nt
Organism: Alosa sapidissima (American shad)
Lineage: Eukaryota; Metazoa; Chordata; Actinopteri; Clupeiformes; Clupeidae
Gene: manf
Product: mesencephalic astrocyte-derived neurotrophic factor
Exons: 4
Coding region: 127-672 (181 amino acids)
Biological process (GO): dopaminergic neuron differentiation; neuron projection development
Cellular component (GO): endoplasmic reticulum
Molecular function (GO): calcium ion binding
Source: RefSeq, a predicted model, not a curated record
UAGGAAGCUUUGAAUUAGUGCGUCUCUUGCUCACGAACCGGCAAAGAGGUAUUGUGGUACUGGAUGUAUCAAAACUUACUUUGUAGUUAACGUAACUGUAACGAUAGACCUAGUGAAGGACUCAGGAUGUUUUAUUUAAGCGGUCUAUAUGUGGCAGUAACUCUUGCUUUGGUACCCAGUAUUAACGUUGAUGCUUUAAAAGACGGAGAUUGUGAAGUGUGUGUAAGUUUCCUGGGAAGAUUUUAUCAGACACUGAAAGACAAUGAUGUCAAGUUCAGCAGUGCAGAAAUUGAAAAAGCUUUCAUGAAAACCUGUAAGGAUGCAAAGGGGAAGGAGAACAGACUCUGUUACUACAUAGGAGCAACGAGUGAUGCAGCCACUAAAAUGAUCAACGAAGUCUCGAAGCCCAUGAGUUACCAUGUGCCAGUUGAGAAGAUCUGUGAUAAGCUCAGGAAGAAAGACAGUCAAAUCUGUGAGCUUAAAUAUGAGAAAGAGUUGGACCUAAGCACAGUGGAACUGAAAACACUGAAGGUGAAGGAGUUGAAGAAAAUCCUAGAGCAUUGGGAUGAGACAUGUAAAGGAUGUGUUGAGAAGACCGACUUCAUCCGCAAAAUCCAGGAACUCAUGCCUAAAUAUGCUCCAAAUGCAGCCAAGGCACGGACAGAAUUUUAAUGUAACUUCUUUAGUUGAAAUCAUUAUUCUUUGGGAGAAGCGAAAAGUACUGUGGCCUGAUGAUCACAUCACAGAUUUUUUUGAACCCUACAGUCUGACAGUCUUGCAGAUCUUUUCUAGAAAUGGUCUCCUGUUUGAGUUUGAAAGUUUUGCAAAACGUGUUUGAUUUUUAUCAUGAUCUAUGCUGUACAAACCAUAUGUUUAUCCCAGUUGUACUAUAAUUUUUCAUUAAAACCAUAAAAAUCUA